AUGCUAGGUUGUUUGGAGGCUGCCACACUCUACAGCAGAUCAGGAUCUCAUUUCCUCUUUUCCUUCUGGCUGAACACAGAGCAGGCUCUUGUCUUGUCCUGUUCUUGGUUUCUGUGAAGUCAUGUUGCUGUACCUGGCAGCCCUCGUGGGUCUGUACUACCUCGUGCGCUGGUACCGGGAGAGGCAGGUGGUGAGCCACCUCCACGACAAGUAUGUCUUCAUCACGGGCUGUGACUCGGGCUUCGGGAACCUGCUGGCCAGGCAGCUGGACAUGAGAGGCUUGAGGGUGCUGGCCGCAUGUCUGACAGAAGAAGGGGCUGAGAAGCUGAGGAAGCGGGCAUCAGAACGGCUGGAGACAGUGAUCCUGGAUGUCACCCAGACAGAGAGCAUCGCUGCAGCCACCGAGUGGGUGAAGGAGCGUGUGGGAGACAGAGGACUCUGGGGCCUGGUCAACAAUGCAGGCAUUUUCUCCCGAUUUACAUUAAUUGAGUGGCAGAAGACUGAAGACUUGAUGAAAGUACUCAAAGUGAACCUCAUUGGUUUGAUGGAGGUGACCCUGAGCAUGCUUCCCUUGGUGAGGAAAGCACGGGGGAGGAUUGUCAAUGUCUCCAGCUCUCUGGGAAGAGUUGCUUUCAUUGCUGGAAUCUACAGUUGCUCCAAGUAUGGAGUUGAAGCAUUUUCAGACAUACUGAGGCGUGAGCUGAAAGCUUUUGGGGUAAAAGUCAGCAUGAUUGAACCUGGUGGCUUCAAAACACAACUGACAGAUUUGCAGCAAUCUUUAGAGAGAGCGAAGCAAGCCUGGGAUGAAGCACCCAUGCAUAUUAAGAAAUCCUAUGGACAGCACUAUUUUGAUGCUUAUUAUGACUUCGUUAAGCAGUUGCUGUCAAAUUGUAACACAAACCUAUUCCUGGUCACUGACUGCAUGGAACAUGCUCUGACCUCUGCUCAUCCUCGUACUCGAUAUUCUGGCGGCUGGGAUGCAAAAUUUUUCUAUAUUCCUCUGUCUUACUUACCCACAUCAUUGGCAGACUACAUACUGACCAGAUCUUGGCCUAAACCAGUCCAGGCAGCUUGAAGAAAACUGCGUUAGUGUCUCUUGGAAUGAACAAUACAAAUGCCUGAAAUUGGUUGUUAGUGUCUCUGUAACCCUUAUUCACAACCCAGGCUGUUUGUAACAAUAACUAUUGUUUUUAGCCUCAUUUAUCUGGCAUAUAAAUUAGAAAACCAACACAUUCACAUUGCUAAAAUUUACUACUUUGUGAUGAAUUCUUACUAUUUGUGACAGAAUUUGCAGCCAGGUGCACUGGCACAUGCCUAUAUUAUUAGCUAUUUCCAGAGCUGGGGCAGAAGAAUUCCAAGUUUGAGAUCAGAUUAAGCAUGUUUGUGAGAAUCUCAGAGAGUAAAAUGUAAAGGAUUUGCCAUAUAAUACAUUAUUGCUUUUUACUUUUAAAAACUAAAAUAGACACAAAAGAGUACAAGUAGAUGUAUAGAACAGAGUGAUUAGCUGAGACUUACAUGAAAAUUUGGUAUAUCAGAAGAAGCAUAAUAAGAUAAUGAUUCAAUAAAUGGGACAAGGCAGGGUUUUUCAUAUAAGGAUAAUAACUCUGGAUUCCUACCCUAUUCUGUGCUCAAAGGUAAAUCCUAGUGGAAUGUAAACAUAAAUAUGGAAAGCAAAUCUUUUUAAACCUUCAACAUAAUCCUUUGGUAAUUGAGCAGAAAUAUAUUGGAAAUAUCAAGUGAAUUAUUGUUUUUCUUAAACUGAGUUUAACUGAGAUUAAAUUAAACUGAGAUUAAGAAGUGUGGAUGAUAUUUAACAUUGUGCAUAAAAUGUUGCAUAUCACCAAUAGUUAAUAAGAAAAUGAAAUUUAAGAACAUAUAUUGGUCUGUGUAAUCACAAAUUAUAAGAACUCAUAGCACUGAUAGUACUUUGGGUAAACAACAAUAAACUCUUACAGAAAGUAAAA
This is a messenger RNA of Cavia porcellus (domestic guinea pig), 1964 nucleotides long. RefSeq names its product 17-beta-hydroxysteroid dehydrogenase type 6-like. Gene Ontology annotation, molecular function: all-trans-retinol dehydrogenase (NAD+) activity. Gene Ontology annotation, biological process: steroid metabolic process; retinol metabolic process. The record is from RefSeq and is a predicted model, not a curated record. Gene Ontology annotation, cellular component: intracellular membrane-bounded organelle. NCBI's taxonomy places the organism in Eukaryota, Metazoa, Chordata, Mammalia, Rodentia, Caviidae. The transcript is spliced from 4 exons. Bases 122 to 1075 code for a protein of 317 amino acids.